This is a messenger RNA of Spea bombifrons (plains spadefoot toad), 486 nucleotides long. RefSeq names its product small integral membrane protein 8 (gene SMIM8). The record is from RefSeq and is a predicted model, not a curated record. NCBI's taxonomy places the organism in Eukaryota, Metazoa, Chordata, Amphibia, Anura, Pelobatidae. Bases 140 to 436 code for a protein of 98 amino acids. The transcript is spliced from 3 exons.
CGGUAGCGGGGAAUACACCCAGGGUGACGCCAGAGAGUCAUAGAGAUUACGGCUAUAUCUGUGGUAAAUUUACUGAGUACUUUCAUUGCAGGAUACAUAUACGGGUAAAUUGUUGCUGCUAAAGCAACUGCCAAUCAAGAUGUCUUCACCAUCGCCUGAGUCCCCGGGUGUGAAAAAUGAGGCUCCAAAAGAGAAGGAUUACCGAACCCCAGGAUUGAGAGGCGUGAAGACAACUACCCUUUUUAGGGCGGUCAACCCUGAGCUUUUUAUCAAACCUAAUAAACCAGUUAUGGCAUUUGGACUUAUAACCAUUACCUUGUGUAUUUCUUACAUCGCUUACUUACAUGCAACUGAAGAAAAUAAAAGAGAUGUAUAUGAAGCUAUUGACAGUGAAGGCACAAGAUACACAAGAAGGAAAACUUCCAAGUGGGAUUAAUUUGAAAACUGAAUAUGAUUUGUGCUCAUUAAAUAUUUAAUUAUGUAAAA